This is a messenger RNA of Phascolarctos cinereus (koala), 667 nucleotides long. The record is from RefSeq and is a predicted model, not a curated record. Lineage: Eukaryota; Metazoa; Chordata; Mammalia; Diprotodontia; Phascolarctidae.
CUCUGAGGUCAAAAUGAAGUUCAAUCCCUUUGUAACCUCUGCCCGAAGCAAGAACCGCAAGAGGCAUUUCAAUGCCCCUUCCCACAUACGGAGGACAAUUAUGUCUUCUCCUCUUUCUAAGGAGGUGAGACAGAAGUACAACGUCCUCUCCAUUCCCAUUCGCAAAGAUGAUGAAGUCCAGGUUGUCCAAGGACACUACAAAGGACAGAAAAUUGGCAAGGUAGUCCAGGUUUACAGAAAGAAAUAUGUGAUCUAUAUUGAGCGUGUGCAGCGGGAGAAGGCUAAUGGUACAACUGUCCAUGUGGACAUUCAUCCCAGCAAGGUGCUUAUCACAAGGCUAAAACUGGACAAAGAUCACAAGAAGAUCCUUGAGCGAAAAGCCAAAUCUCCCCAAGUAGGAAAGGAAAAGAGCAAAUAUAAGGAAGAAACUAUUGAGAAAAUGCAAGAGUUAAAAAUUACACAGCUGCAAUUAAAUUUCUAGAAUGAACAAAAAAGAAGAUGGUGUCAGAGAACGGAAUUUGGAUUUCUGGAUCAUGACUUAAAAUCUCUGAAUGACAGACUUGGGGUGACCCAGGGCAUGAGUGUUUGUCUGGAGUUAUGAAAACUUAAUUAAAAGAGUCUUAUCUCCCAAAAGAUAAUGAAGGGAGAAAACUGCCACCCUACACUC